This is a messenger RNA of Oryza brachyantha (malo sina), 947 nucleotides long. Its product is annotated as EPIDERMAL PATTERNING FACTOR-like protein 2. The transcript is spliced from 3 exons. The record is from RefSeq and is a predicted model, not a curated record. The coding region runs from base 189 to 602 and encodes 137 amino acids. Lineage: Eukaryota; Viridiplantae; Streptophyta; Magnoliopsida; Poales; Poaceae. Gene Ontology annotation, biological process: stomatal complex development; guard cell differentiation.
AGCCUCCACUCUCAAAACAUCUCUCUCUUUCUCACAUUAACUUCCAGCACCACAGUUGCAAGAAACCCCCUGCACAUGUGAACAGUGAGCAUGUUGGCAAUGCGACCACUGAAUCUGGUAUAAGAAGCAUACCCGGACUCAUCCAUCGUCGAUUAGCAAACGUUCAGUCACUCGAGCUCCAGCUCGUCAUGGAGCUUCUGCUGCUUUACUCCUCAUCACUGCUUCUCCUCCUGCUCUCCUCUCCUGGCCUGCACUCCACCGAAGCCAACUCUGUUCCAGGUAGAAUGCUGCAUCAUCGCCAGAUCAAGGAUCCUCCAGAGGUGGAGCAGGCGGCGGGGAAGGGGUGGGCGGCGACGUCGGCGGCGCUGAUCGGGUCGCGGCCGCCGCGGUGCGAGGGCAAGUGCGCGCCGUGUGGGCGGUGCGAGGCGGUCCAGGUGCCCGUGGCGCCGCGGGAGGACAGAGCGGCCGGCCGCCUCCGCGUCUUCUUCUUCUUCAGGGCCGGCGGCGACAGGGUCGACGAGAGCUCCACCAACUACAAGCCAUUGAACUGGAGGUGCAGGUGCGCCGGCGGCGACAGGAGGAGUAGGGCACUGGAUCCGUGAGAAUGCUGGGAUUUUUCGCUCCCGGAGAGACGAUGAAAGAUUUCUGGAAUUCUGAUAGUGUUUGUUUUGGCUUGAGGUACAGAGAUUCAGAGCUGAUGGUGAUGCUGAAUCCAUCACAUAAGUUGGUUUUGGAGAUGUUGCAUCCGGAAGUGAGAGUUGCUUCUUAUGCUAGUAGCUUAGUACUACUAUUUUGGAGCAUAAUUAAGCUUAUGGUGUAAUUAAGGGUGUCAUGUUCGUUUUCCAUCAAGCGCAGGAGGGUUGAAAAUGCCCAAGCCACAUUGAUAAUUAAGUGUUCUUUAAUUCGUGGAAAAGGGGCCUCUUCUUGGUGCUUUGCUACCCAGCAUA